Anopheles darlingi is the source of this 1847-nucleotide messenger RNA. RefSeq lists its product as uncharacterized. Bases 552 to 1847 code for a protein of 431 amino acids. The transcript is spliced from 8 exons. NCBI's taxonomy places the organism in Eukaryota, Metazoa, Arthropoda, Insecta, Diptera, Culicidae. The record is from RefSeq and is a predicted model, not a curated record.
ACGUUGCGGCCAGCCGAUAGACGGUAGUCGCGUGCUGACCACCAGCGAUUACGCAUAACUUAAAUGAGUUUCGCAACAUUUUGGGGCAGAUAGCUAAAAGUGACUGGUGUGGUUUGCUGAGAAUUAUAAAAAAACCCAGUAAAGUUUGAAGAGUACAUGUGUAGUAACGAUAAUCAAGCUGCAGGCGGUUUGGAACGAUUGAAAAUCUUCACUACGAUCUGGUGACUUCAUAUCGUCCAUAUAAUUUUAGUACAACAAAUAUUUCAAGCUGCGACUGAAAGGAACUCUGUAGCUAUAGCUGAAACUGAAGCGAACCACCCCACCGGUCAUUUUCCUAAGCAUUUACAGGUCGCUCAGGGGCCGUAGGAACUAGUAGCACAUACAAUUUUUCCUUGACGGAUUUGGCAUCGCUGUGGAAGUCUUUGGCCUGGAUAUGGACUGGCCUUGCUAAUCGUAUUUGGCACUAGUACCGCCUUCGCCUUGCGCCGUUUUACCAUCGUAAAGACUAUUAGGAUUAUAUUUCGUCAUUGCUAUUUCAACCGAAGAAUCGGAUGAAUAGUUCAGAAUCAAUGCUACUCUCUGGUGGCAAUAAUGACCGAAAAAGAAAACGACCAAAUGGUGAAGAGAAUGAAAGGGAUGAACCGCGUCCAGCCAAGACCGGGAAAUUGGAACAACAUGUUAAUGAAACGGAGAUGCGGCGAAAUAUGUCGGGGGUUAAAAGCUUUCUGCAUGGUAUAGCGUAUCAGAUUAAACUCUGUAUUUACGUAUGCCUGACGGCCAAGAGGUCACUAAAUCCAACAGAAAAUUGUGACAACUUCAGCUUUACAGUUAAGGCAGAGGAUCCUAUGGCUGGAAAGUUCGACGACAUCGUAUAUGAGUUCCGCGAUGGUGACAAGACAGGAACGCUGAAGAUUCAAGCUAAACAUACAUCGGAAUCACCUGCUCCGAAGAUAACGUUGAAGGAUUUCACAACCACUAGCGAUACGAAGAAUCCCUUUGCUCUUCAGAAGUAUUUUACUUCGUUCUGUGACCAACAACAAUCCUCAACUGAUCUGGAAGGAUUUAUCAUUUGCACCAAUUGGGAUUUAGACGCCAAGGACAUGGAUAUGUGGAAAGCAGUCGAUCCAGCUGUCACGGACGAUUCAACAACAUCUCUGGAUUCCUAUGUCUCAUCAUUAUUCGAUAGAAUUGGAGGUAAAUACUAUCAAUUGGACUACGAUAAACUAUGGACUGCGGACGGUAUGUUUAGUAAUUUUCAUCAAUUAUUACGGAAAUGUUCCAAGCGUUCUAGGCUAGCCAGACUACUGGUCGAAGCUACUAAACCCAACAAGAAGAUUACGUACAGCAAUUCCCUCUUUAAAGAGUAUCGUCAAGCAAUUUUGAAUGUAAUAGAUAGGAAUGAAGCUUCAACGAGUGAUUCAUACGGGUUUACAAAAGAAUUUCUGGAUUCAUCCUUCUCCAACUCAAUGCCAGGAUAUGAAGCAUUUAGACAAGAGUUUGAAGAUCAAUACCGAGAAGAAUUCACGAUCGAGGGAUGUGAUGUAGCUAAGCUAGAUAGCAUUUGGAAGUGGCCGACGGUGGAGGAGAGUACGAGUUCCGGGGGUGUUUACGAGCAGAUGGAUCUGAAGGCACAGGUUCCAACGCGUCCACUGCUAAGACAUCGUUGUCAGUUGCGGUUGAUCGAUUUCCAUCGUAAAGUGUCCGUUCCGUUGAAGACACUCGACGAUGGAAUGGACAUCACCGGAGGGGGCCAGACCGCAUCGAAACCGGAGAUGAUCGUUCGGAAGUGUACCAAGAUCAUUUCGAGUGAGGAUCACACGUACAUCGAGAGUAGCUCGAGCGAUUAG